This is a messenger RNA of Olea europaea var. sylvestris, 5172 nucleotides long. RefSeq lists its product as uncharacterized. The coding region runs from base 316 to 4749 and encodes 1477 amino acids. Lineage: Eukaryota; Viridiplantae; Streptophyta; Magnoliopsida; Lamiales; Oleaceae. The record is from RefSeq and is a predicted model, not a curated record. The transcript is spliced from 13 exons. Gene Ontology annotation, molecular function: protein binding.
CUCUCUCUCUCUCUCAAUAAAUUAAUAUAAAUGCGUCGUCCGACAUAAUUUAGUGGUGCAAAGAAUUAGUGAGAUUAUCUCACGUAUUGCUUGCAAUCGUGGGAUUCGAUUUCCGAAACAGGAAAUUAGACUCUGACGCAGUAUAUAGCCAGCUCUGGUUAUAAAUGCAAUAAAUAUACACAUAUAAAUCUCUGAUUUGACUUCGAAAAUCUCUAGCGAAAAGAAAUUUGUAUUGCCAGCGGUCAAUUUGCUUCUAUCUUUGGCUAUAAAUCUCAUUCAUUUUGUCAUUGAAAUUGUGAUAUAUCCAUUGGUCUAAUGGCUGACGGAAAAAUGGAUCUUUCAGAGGAUCUCUUCUCAUCGAAACAGUCUGAUCAAUCGUGGAAUUCAAAAGAUUCCAUGGGAAAUGAAGAGGGAAAGGGGCUGAUGGGAAUAUUUGAUGAAUCAAAAGAUCAAGGAGCGUGUGAGAACAGCAUUCCUUUGUCUCCGCAAUGGCUUUAUGCUAAGCCAAGCGAGGCUAAGAUGGAAACACGUGGUCAAAUUUCACUCUCUCUUAGCGGUCCUGAUUGGAAUCAGAAGGAAGGUUGGCGCUCAGAUGCACCUGAGGACAAAAAAGAUUGGAGAAGAGUUGCACCGGAAGCUGAUAGUGCUCGUCGCUGGCGAGAAGAAGAAAGGGAAACUAGAUUGAUUGGUAGAAGAGAUUGUAGGAAGAUGGAUCGACGUGUUGAUGCCUCAGGCAGAGAAACAGUUGAGAAUAGAGUGUUGCCUGCUCCUGAAAGGUGGCAUGAUGCCAACAGUCGUAACUCUUCCCUUGAAGUGAGUCGUGAUAGCAAGUGGUCUACUAGGUGGGGUGCAGAUGACAAAGAAAAGGAAGCUCGGAUUGAGAAACGAGCAGAAGUGGAGAAGGAAGAUGAUCAGAAUGGAAGUCAGUCAAUCAUGUCAAGUAGCAGAUCUGUUUCUGAACGUGAUGGAGAUUCUCGGGACAAGUGGAGGCCACGCCAUAGGAUGGAGGUAAAUUCUGGUGGUUCUGGUUCUCACCGUUCUGCGCCUGGUUUUGGACUUGAAAGGGGAAGACUAGAGGGUUUCAAUGUGGGGUUUACGGUAGGACGUGGCAGAUCUAGUGUAUCCAUUGUAAAGCCUCCAUCUGGGGGACCAAUUGGUGCUGCUCAAUAUGACAAAGGCAGAAGUGUUCCUGGAAAAACAAGUCUUUCUGAUGGAAAGUUCUGUUAUACUAGGGGGGAACUUCUUGACAUAUACCGUACGCAAAAGUUAGACCCCUCUUUUGCCAAUAUGGCUGACAAUUUGGAGGAACUACCCCAACUAACUCAAGUAAUUGCUGUUGAACCAUUAGCUUUUGUUGCUCCCCAUGCCGAGGAGGAGGCCAUCGUAAACGACAUAUGGAAAGGUAAAAUAAGAUGCAGCGGGGUGUCAUACAAUUCAUUUAGGAAGGGUGAAACGUCGGAUAAUGUUUCAGUGGAAAAUGUGGAAUCUGUCAGUGGAAAACAGGUCUUCCCUGAAGAUAUUACAGCAGAGAGGACAGAUGACUUCUCAAAAGCUACACAGGACAAUGUUCAUGAACCUAGUGUGGAUGACAUUUUUUACAAUUACUUACUUAAAUCAGAAAAAUCUGUUAAUGAUGAUGGAAAACAAGAAGUUUAUGAGUCAAUCGGAACAGAUUUCGAUAUCAGUGGCUUACAGGCUUUUAAUGGUCAUCUAUCCGAUGAUUCGCAGCUCAAAGUUUCAGAUUCUCCUGUUACCAAACGCUCUUUGUUUUAUGGAGGUUCAUCUGCUACAUUGUUGGAAGUCAAUAAUAAUAUUCCUGAUGUUUCAACAUCACUCUUUGGUACUACAUCUUCUGAGCAGUAUUGGGAUGGCAGCCACCAUAAAUUUGGUAGCAGAACUUCUGAAAAUCAAUUAGAAAGGAGAAUCCUUCCUGAGGAAUUAAGUCUAUACUAUCGUGAUCCUCAAGGAGAUAUUCAGGGACCUUUCCUUGGAGUGGACAUAAUUUCAUGGUUUGAACAAGGAUUUUUUGGGACUGAUUUGCCUGUACGCUUGGAAGAUGCUCCUGAUGAUGCAUCCUUCCGAGAAUUGGGUGAUAUUAUGCCACAUUUGAAAAUUAAACAUGGAUUUGAUACUAUUACUGAUUUAAGUUCUGAUAUGGAAAAAUCUGUUGCAUUGGUGGGGAAAUCAGAGCAUGGUGAGUCAGAAGUACCUGAACAUCAUGGUCAUCCAUCAAUAAGGUUGCAUUCGCAGGGAAAUUUCCACGACUUUGUUGCCAAAGAUGAAGUUUUUUCCACUCCAACAGAUGUUUUUCCAGAGAGACCUGAAAGUGGUGGCAAUCCUGUUGGGAAAAUUUCUAGGGGGUAUGGUGAAACUUCUGCCUAUAUUGGUAACCAGCAGACUGUGUCUACUGAACUGACAGACUCUGGGGUCUCAACUAAGAAAGAUAAUAAGUUGCAUACUCUUGGGUUGUUGUGGUCUGAACUUGAAAAUACUUAUGCAAAGAAUGGUCAGACAUCAAAUGCUUUAGGUAUUGGACAUGUUGAGGAUCAACAUUUAAACCCUUUAUCUGGAAUAGUUGCCCCUUCUAGUUCAAUGGCUGAUUUCACUCGUGCCACAGAGAUGCGGCCGGAUGUUUGUGGCAGAAAUACUAUAUCUGAUCCCAAAUUAUUUUAUGAUGUCACGGAGGCUUGCCAGCGCAUGGACCAAGACUAUAGUCGCUUUGAUUUAGACGACAAGCUUGUGUCCAAACAACUGCAGUAUCAUUAUCAUCAGCAUCAUCAGCAUAGUUUGAUACCUUUUCAUAAUACACAGCUGAAUGAGGCAGUUCUAGAAAGAGUGCCAAGUCAGAGUGUGAUACAACACCAACAGUUGGCCAAUCAAACGGGGCAAGAUCUGGAGCACUUUUUGGCCCUUCAGUUGCAGCAGCAGAGGCAAUUGCAGUUUCAAGAACAGCAGUUCCAUCAACAGCAAAUGAUCUUGAAAGAGCAACAACAGUCCCAGGCUAGACAGGUGCUUCUUGAACAGCUGCUGCAGAAUCAAAUUCGGGAGUCUGACCGAGGGCAGUCACGUAUUGAUGCUCUUAGAUCGGACAGUGCUCUUGAACAGGCAAUUUUGAAGCAGCAAAUUCUCAAUGACCUGCAACAGCAUUCCCAUUUUCCACCUAGGCAUGCUGACUCAUCCCUGGAGCAACUCAUACAAGCAAAAUUUAGGCAAAUGCCCAAUAAAGGGCAUCCUGAUGAUUUAUUGGAGCUGUUAUCUAGUAGAAAUUGUGGGCAGAUUCAUCCCUUGGAUCCGCAGAUUCUUCAGCUAGAGCAGCUGCAUGGAAGAUCUUUGCCAGUGGGGAUAAGGCAGUCUUUCGAAAUGGAAGAAGAAAGACUAGUUAAUUCUGGGUGGCCUCUUGAUGAAGCCAGUCAGUUCCUUAGAAAUCCUGUAACUACUCAUCAAGCUGGCACUGCUGGAUUCAGCCCAUUAGACCUCUAUCAGCAACAAAGAGCGGCUGCUGAGGAGCAACUCAACCAUCUUGAACGAAAUGCUUCAUUACAAGAUAUACUCCAAGGUGGAAUUUACGACCAUGGCAUGCUGCCGUUUGAGCGCUCAAUGUCACUACCUGUUGGUGCUGCUGGUGUAAACCUGGAUGCUAUGAAUUCUAUUGCCCGAGAUCAUGGUUUAGAAAUGCAGGAGCAGAUUAUGCGACAACUAAAAGGUGGUCAAGGGGUUAGAUUCUCAUCGGGUGUCUACUCUCAGCAUUCACACCAACCUUCAAUUUCCAAUCAAUUUCAUGCUCCACAUUUGGACACCACUGAGGGUAACUGGUCUGAGAAUCAUAGUCAUUUAUCCAAUGACUGGAUUGAAUCAAGAAUUGAACAAUUACAUGAUGAUAAUGAGAGGCAUAAAAGGGAAUUGGAUGUCAAAACGACAAUGGAAGAUCCGAGUUUAUGGAUGUCAUCUGGAAUAAAUGAUGACAGUUCAAAGCGGCUGCUCAUGGAAUUAUUACUUCAGAAAUCAGGCCAUCAGUCAGGUGAACCCUUUGAUGCAACCGCCAAUGAAGUAUUCCAUGAGAUAAGGCCUUCUUCUGGGGCGGGUGCUACAUACCAUUCGAUUAGUCUUCUCUCAGAUCUGGAAGCAAGUACCAACAACUUCACUGUUGGGUCUUAUGUUUCUGAUUUAGGCGGACGAUCUCAGGAUGAACUAGCUGAUGGAAUGACCAGUGUAGGUGGAUUGGCUUCCAGAUCAAAAUCUGGAGAAUGUUUCAUUUCUGGAAUUGAUGAAAGAUCUCAGGGACCAGCUUCAAUAUCUCGAGCUGGCAUGGUUGAGCGGGCUGACCUGGCAGCUACAGAUAGUGGGGAAGUGCCUGUUAAUGUACUUAGUCAACAUACUUCACUUCGCUCUACUGGGUUUCAUUCAGCCAAUUCUUUUUCGGAGGAUGCUGCUAAGGAUAGGUUGCAAUCUGCCAUGUCAAAAAUGCUGGAAAACAUCUUGCUGAGACGUCCACCUGUCUCACGGGCUGCAUCCUCUCAGGGAGGGUUGUCUGAGAUGACUGCUGAUUCAGUCACCAGAGGAAAGAACAUACCAAAAGCUUUACCUACUGAUGGUAGGAAAGGAGGUUGUCAAUUUUUUGAUCUCGUUUUUUUUUUUUUUUUAAUAGUACUCGAGCACUUGCUAGUUCCAUUUUCUCACGGCUGGGUGGGAUGGCGCUUAACUUCCUUGUGGGAUGAUAGGAGAAACGGGAGGGAAUCCGGGAAAUUCUGACAGUGUGUCAUCUGGCAAGAAGGCCAUGCAGUUUCGACGGACUUCAUCUUGUGGUGAUGCUGAUGUCCUGGAAACCUUGUUCAGUGACGUGCUUAAAAGCGAUGCUAAGAAACCGGCUUCUCUAGAAAGUAAUGUACCAGCAUCUGGAGCUUCAGAGUUAUCAGACAUGACAUUGGGGGCAAAAAGCAGCAAAAAGAAGGGGAAGAAAGGUAUACAAAUUGAUCCUGCUCUUCUAGGAUUCAGAGUCACUAGCAAUCGGAUCCUAAUGGGUGAGAUACAGCGUCUAGACGAUUAAUCUCUCCUGUCACCAUCAUUUGUUGUAGAGGUUUUAGUUUGUAUAUUUUUUAGCAGGUCAAUUCUUUUAUUAUAGUUUUUGUGGGGUUAACAGAUUUAUUUAUUUUAUUUAUUUUUAUUUAUUUUUAA